GAAGCGCGGAUAUGUUCCCCAGGCGGCUCUAAGCUGACUCGCAGUUGCUUCCCCCGCCAGGCUCAGCAGAAUCUUUCAGUAUGAACAGUACUGACCAUGUGAUUGGUGGCAUUUGUGCAAUAUGUGGGGACCGAGCAACUGGCAAGCAUUAUGGUGCUUCUAGUUGUGAUGGAUGCAAAGGCUUCUUCCGACGCAGCAUACGAAAGAGCCAUGUUUACAGCUGCAGAUUUAGCCGGCAAUGUAUUGUUGAUAAGGACAAGAGAAAUCAGUGCAGAUACUGUCGCUUAAAAAAGUGCUUUCGUGCUGGAAUGAAGAAGGAAGCUGUUCAAAAUGAACGGGACCGAAUAAGUACCAGACGAAGCACCUCUGAUGGCGUUGCUCCUCCUUCUAUUAACACACUGUCCCAGGCUGAAGUGCUUUCUCGUCAGAUUCCUCUUUCAAGUUUAAAUGUUGGCACUACUGACAUCAGUGUGAAGAAAAUUGCGGGUAUUAGUGACAUUUGUGAAUCUAUGAAGCAACAGCUCUUGGUUCUUGUAGAAUGGGCAAAAUAUAUCCCAUCUUUCUGUGAACUACGGCUGGAUGACCAGGUUGCCCUGCUAAGAGCACAUGCUGGAGAACAUCUUUUACUUGGAGCAGCAAAAAGGUCUAUGGCUUACAAAGACAUUAUUCUUUUAGGUAAUGAUUUUGUCAUCCAUCGUAACAGUUCUGAAACUGAGAUUAGCAGAGUAGCAAACCGGAUCCUGGAUGAGCUCAUUAAACCAUUUCAGGAAAUUCAGAUUGAUGAUAAUGAGUAUGCAUGCCUAAAGGCGAUUGUAUUUUUUGAUCCAGAUGCAAAGGGACUGAAUAACCCAAUGAAGAUCAGGAACAUGAGAUUUCAAGUUCAAAUGAGUUUGGAGGAUUAUAUCAAUGACCACCAAUAUGACUCCAAAGGUCGCUUUGGAGAACUCUUGUUGCUUCUGCCGACAGUUCAGAGUAUCACCUGGCAAAUGAUUGAGCAAAUACAAUUUCUAAAGUUGUUUGGUAUGAUUAAAAUUGACAGUUUACUUCAGGAAAUGUUGCUUGGAGGUACAUUUAAUGAUGCUACUAAUCUCCACUCAAUUCAUCCUCAUCUAGCCCAGGAUCCAGUUACUGGGCAAACUCUGCUUAUAAGUUCAAUAACAGCUUCUGCUCAUACAGAACAGAUAACAACGCCUGAAACUCCACUACCUUCACCUCCACAAGGUUCUGGCCAGGAAUACAAGAUAUCUCCAAACCAAGUUACAGUUAUUUCGCAGCAAUCUCUUCCAAAACAAAAAACAUUGUGAUAUUGAUCAAUGGUUCUUUUAUAUUAUAAGCACUGCAUUAACAAUCUUGAUGUUGAAAAACUCAGGGUAGAGAACUUUGAUCCAGAUAGAAUAAAAGAGCUUUGCUUUUGUUUGUUUGUUUUUUAUAAUUUUUGCUCAAUGCCGUGAAUUGAGAUAUUUGUGGAUGUUAAUAUUUGAAAGCUGUGCCUUCUUUGCAAUGCCUUUAAAUAAUCACUGAAGAACAUUA
Molecule: messenger RNA, 1530 nt
Organism: Pseudonaja textilis
Lineage: Eukaryota; Metazoa; Chordata; Lepidosauria; Squamata; Elapidae
Gene: HNF4G
Product: hepatocyte nuclear factor 4 gamma
Biological process (GO): regulation of DNA-templated transcription
Cellular component (GO): nucleus
Molecular function (GO): RNA polymerase II cis-regulatory region sequence-specific DNA binding; zinc ion binding; nuclear steroid receptor activity
Source: RefSeq, a predicted model, not a curated record